Messenger RNA from Drosophila elegans, 1767 nucleotides. RefSeq lists its product as uncharacterized. The transcript is spliced from 7 exons. NCBI's taxonomy places the organism in Eukaryota, Metazoa, Arthropoda, Insecta, Diptera, Drosophilidae. Gene Ontology annotation, molecular function: protein binding. The record is from RefSeq and is a predicted model, not a curated record.
AUGUCGAUACCUAAGCUGGACUUGGAGCUAUAUGAAGGAAGCAUCCUUGAUACCUGCUGGAAAGUGGGCGGCAGCAAAUCUAGGACUUCGACUUUUUCCCAAUUAGAUCGGAAUGAGAUCGCCGCAGUCAAUAUCGUCGCUUGUUGCAAGCAAAUAAAUGAUUUAAUAGAGGAAAACUCAUCGAAAAUUUGCGGAUCGAGUGUUUUGGCAACAAGAAAGAAGCAGAAUCUCAGUUUCAAGGACAUUACACGUUUGGCACACGGAGUCACCGACAUUUACAGGUGUCAGGUGGACAUCCUUUUAGGAGAUACCAAACAUUUGCUGGAUCAAAUGAGACGUACCAACUUGGACUUUGUUGUCACGACCACAAAAUCUGUAGUGGUCAAGGAAUCGGAGAUCCGAGUCAAUCGGAAACGAAAGCGUUUAGUCACCAAAAAAUCGAAGGUGACCGUCUCCAAACGUCCCAGAUGCCAGGAGUCCGAACUUUUGAAUAAAGCAUCUCAGGAGUACUACAAAAAAAUGCUAUCUGAAUGUCAGAUUUGGCAGUCUGAGUGCACACACCAGUUGGUGGAGGAAUUGCAAUCUAUUGAACUGCCGGGAUGCUCUACGCAAUCAAGCUCAUAUCAUGCCAUUACCAUCUUUGAGGGGAGACGAAGUCACGAGGAUCACAGCACUAUCAUUCCAUCUGAGGGUUUUGGCGAUAGCGAUGAAUUGGAUUUAACUAUAUUUGAAGAGCUUUACCCAAAAAAAUUUCAAACACAAUCCUUAAAACGACCGUCAAUAACCCAGGACCCAACAAACAUUUUACCAGAUAAAAUGCCGAGAUUGGAUGAAUUAAACAUUUUUCAAGCUGACAAUGCUAUUAUGACCCAAAUUUUUCCAGAUAACAUUGAACCAGCUGAUACAACUGAGAAAAGUUGUGAACCAUUGUUGGAGUCGUUUUAUUAUCCUCCUGUUGAAAUUUCAUAUAGCCAGCCGAAGAAUCCUCGUAAAAGAAAGUUAAUAAUAGACAAGCAAAUUAAAUAUUCACAAGAGCAACUGGUAAAGCAUAGACAGAAGUAUAUGGAUGAUCAUAACACUAGAGUUUUAAUAGUACAAAAUACAUCUGCAACACGCAAAAAACCGUAUGAACUUUUAUCUAAACUGAACAAGAAGUAAGAAAAUUAAUAAUUUUUUGUUAAAUAUAAUACAAAAUUGUUUCUUUGUAGUAACAUUUUUCCACAUAUUAAUCACCCCGUCGUUAAUUUAACAACUGAAAUGGAAUACGAAGCGGAAAAUACCUUGAGAACCAUAUUCGGCAGCGAGUUCACGGAGAAACUAACUAAGGAGAUUUUUGUUCCGGCAAUCGAAAUAAAGCAAUCAGGAAACCAAGAGGUGUAUAUUCAUCAGCCCGUGCCGCUUGAACAGGAGGACAUUGUACCGCCUAUUUUGCAUUCUGUGGAUGUUAUUAAACAAAGCAACAAUAACAAUUUUUACAAACAAAGUACCCACUGUGAGAAUAAUUUUGAUACCCACAGUGUAAUGAUGGACCUCCUUGAUCUUUGGCGUAAUAAUCCGAAUAUCAAUGGAAUCACUGCCAACGAUUUUUUCAAAUCGUUUAAAGAUCGCACCAAAGCUUCGCUUGCCUUUCUCCAUUUGUUAUAUCUGGUUCGUGACAAUUUUAUAGAGAUCUCAAAGCGAGCUAACUCCAUUGAAAUGGAUCAAAUUACUUUGGGCAAAGAGUCCAUAAAGCUUAUAGAAAAUCUAAUGCAGAGUAAGACUUUCUAA